Ochlerotatus camptorhynchus is the source of this 888-nucleotide messenger RNA. RefSeq names its product endocuticle structural glycoprotein SgAbd-3-like. Gene Ontology annotation, molecular function: structural constituent of chitin-based larval cuticle. The record is from RefSeq and is a predicted model, not a curated record. The transcript has 3 exons. The coding region runs from base 310 to 678 and encodes 122 amino acids. Lineage: Eukaryota; Metazoa; Arthropoda; Insecta; Diptera; Culicidae. Gene Ontology annotation, cellular component: chitin-based extracellular matrix.
UCCGUUUCAACUCGAUGAUCCACCCUCUUUUGUAUGCAGGCUUCUAUCCGGUUUGCCACCAAAACAAAGUGGUUUUAUCACUGCGAGGGCCAAAUAGAAGAAGAUUUGGUUUCUUGCCGCUGUUUUCAAGCCAUUUUUCAUCUAUCCGGUUUAACCUUUGUCAGUGUGACACAAGCCCGAAACGUUCGAUAUAAAUAGUCUGUUCUUGGGAAAGCAUCGAUUAGAUAGGCUGGACUCCACGAUCCGAAAAGUGUAUCCGUGCAAAUCCGAGUGCUGUUGAGAAGAAUUGGAUUGUUUGUUUUGGGAAAGAUGAAGCAAAUCAUCUGUGUGCUGAUUGUGGGUUUGGCUUGCGCCGUGCUUGCCGAUAAGGACGCCACCGUGCUACGACAUGAUGCAGAAGUGAACGUGGAUGGAUCCUACCAGUACGCUUACGAAACUUCCAACGGGAUUCUUCACGAAGAACAGGGUGCACCGAAGACUAUCGGCGAGGACCAGGCAGUGGUCGCUCAAGGACGCUUCGCCUACACCGAUCUUGAGGGAAACAAGUUUGCCGUGCAGUAUGUUGCUGACGAGAACGGAUUCCAGCCACAGGGUGACCAUCUCCCAACUCCACCACCGAUUCCGGAGUUGAUCGAGAGGGCUCUUCGGCUGUUGGCCGCAAAGUCCCAGAAGAAAUAGAUGCUCCAUUUUGAUAGUGUAACUAGUCUAACCAAAUCUGUGUUCAAAACACCUAGUCGAUAAGCUACUCAAUAAAGCAUGCAUAAACGAGCUCAUGUCUUAGUUUCCCGUUCAACUGUAACUUUAUGCUCUGACUUCGAGAGAUGAUAAAGCACUUUUACUUUCGUAUGAACCAAGCGAGAGUGCAACAGUCGGAAGUGGGGCACCUUC